Penicillium olsonii is the source of this 1683-nucleotide messenger RNA. The record is from the annotation of a GenBank genome assembly. Lineage: Eukaryota; Fungi; Ascomycota; Eurotiomycetes; Eurotiales; Aspergillaceae.
AUGGGUUCCGAAAUGAAAUCAGCCCCUGUGCUGUCCACGGCCGAUGAACGAAUCCUCGAAGAAACUGCGCCCGUGGCCUCGCGGGAGUCGGCUGUGUCGGACGACGAACUUUCCAUCACCUACGAUAUUGAGCGCACACUGAAGGAAAUCCGACAGGCCCGGUACAAGCGAAUUGCUCUCCAAUUUCCAGAUGACAUGCUCCCGGAUGCGCCGCGGGUGUUCCAAUUGCUCAGCCGGGGCCUGGAACAUGAGGAAGUUGGAAGUGCCAAUGGUACGAGUCAAGCCAACGGGAGCAAUGCCGAUGACCUGUCUCAUGCGGUCUCCGAGCUACAGGUGGAGGACAAGACUGAAACAUGGUCACCGCGGUUGACUAUUCUAGCCGACACGUCUUACGGUACUUGCUGUGUUGACGAAGUGGCCGCGGAGCAUGUGGACGCCGAUGCGGUCGUGCACUACGGAAGGUCGUGUCUGUCACCAACGGCACGACUGCCUGUGAUUUACGUCUUCACUCACAAGGCACUACCUCUGGAACCCGUGAUCCGCGCAUUCAAAGAGACAUAUCCCGAAACAGACGCCAAGGUGGUCAUCGCUGCCGACGUGACGUUCGCAGACCAUGUCCCUACAGUAUAUGCUCGCUUGGUGGAAGAGGGAUACACAAAUAUCUUUGCAACAGACAUUGUCCAUGAGCCUUCGUCUUCGAUUCCCAAUCGCACUGUCCCAGCGUCAGUCCAGGAAGCACCAGAGACACUGGCCGACUGGCAACUCUUCCAUAUUUCUGAUCCACCAACGGCUCUCAUGAUGACUUUGGCGUCUCGCGUAGCCGCGAUCCAUAUAUACCCUACUGAUGACCUGUCCAACGAGAAUGUCAAGCCUUUGCCUGCAUCUACUGCAGCUGUGCUGCGACGGCGUUACGGCACUCUUGCUUCCCUGACAACGGUACCCAUUUGGGGUAUCCUGAUCAACACACUCAGUGUGAAGAAUUACCUGCACAUUGUCGAGCAUGUCAAGGAACGCAUUGCCGCGGCCGGCAAGAAAAGCUACAUGUUCGUUGUGGGAAAACUCAAUGCCGCCAAGGUAGCCAACUUCAGUGAAAUCGGCGGUUGGGUCGUUAUUGGAUGCUGGGAAAGCUCUUUGGUGGACAGCCAGGACUUCUGGAAGCCCGUCAUCACUCCCUUCGAGCUCGAACUUGCCCUGAAGGACGAUUCAGACCGCGUGUGGACAGGUGCAUGGCAGAGUGAUUUCCAGGCCGUUCUGGACCAACCGGCUCAAGCCCCCGGAGACGCCAAUGUUGAGCAGGGGAACGAUGCAACCGCGUCCGAUGAAGAUGACAUGUCAGAACCCGAAUCGGCGCCGCCCGAAUUUGACCUGCGCACCGGUCGAUACGUCUCAAAUUCCCGUCCCAUGCGGGAACCCGCGUCCCGCGCUUCUCAGAUCGAUGGAUCAUCCACCACCGGGCCAUCCGCUGCUAGGGCGCUGGCUCGCCGCACUAAGGGCGAUUUGGCGAUGAUCGGCGGCGCCGUUUCACCGGGCGCCGAAUUUUUGCGAUCGCAACGCACUUGGAAGGGACUGGGCAGUGAUUUCGACAUCCGAUAUGAUGAAGACGAUGAAGACAGUACUCUGGUCAAAGAAGGGCGCAAGGGUAUUGCUAAGGGAUACACUGUAGGAGACUCAGAAAGACACUAG